Molecule: messenger RNA, 899 nt
Organism: Medicago truncatula (barrel medic)
Lineage: Eukaryota; Viridiplantae; Streptophyta; Magnoliopsida; Fabales; Fabaceae
Product: ER membrane protein complex subunit 6
Exons: 5
Coding region: 184-663 (159 amino acids)
Biological process (GO): autophagosome assembly; protein folding in endoplasmic reticulum
Cellular component (GO): membrane; endoplasmic reticulum; EMC complex
Source: RefSeq, a predicted model, not a curated record
AGAAAAAAAAUUAUAAAACUUAUAAUUAAUUAAACUUCAGAAAUCUCCGUCUCGCCUUAGUCUACUACUUCGUACUGUGAGAUUCAUCGCAGCAACAACAGCACCAUCGUCUUUUCAUCGCGAUCGAUCAUUGUUCCAGAUUCACCUCAAUUUUUAGGAACAUAUCAAAUUAGACAGAAUAUUAUGGCUGGACAUUCUGGGUCAGGUUCAUCAGAGAAGAAAUCAAGCAAUGGAGUGAAUGAGUUGUUGACUUUUAAUGCUGAGAAUAUGCAAAGCAACAUGAAAACCAUAUAUUACAGCCGGACAUUUUUAUCUAUAAUUGGCGGAGUUGUUGCUGGUAUUUUGGGAUUCACAGGCUUGAAAGGAUUUAUCUUUUACGUACUUCUCAUGGCAUUUACUUCAGUCGGGCUCAUAGCCAAAGCAAAAUUUUCAAUCCACACAUACUUUGAUUCGUGGAACCGUGUGCUGAUUGAUGGCUUUCUCGGUGGUCUAAUGAAUGUGCAUGUGUUCAACAUUAUAACUUCCCCUUUUUUGAUCUUAUGCAGUCGUUCGUGCUGUUCUGGACAUUUGCAUAUGACAUUGCUCAUAUAUUUUGACCGCUGGAAUUUGCAAAUGUUUCUAGAGAAGGAGUUAUUUCUCCAUCGUUGCGGCUGUUUAGAAUGAAGUUACAACUUACACCCUUCACUUAUUAGAUAGCUCCAUGAUGUUCCCGUUUUUAAACUAUGUAAACUUUACUUCCAUUAUCUUAUAUGUUCGUUCAUGUAUAAUUUAAUAUAGAACUACAAGUGGGAAGGACUCAAUGUCAAAGGAUGUGGUGUCUAUUGAAUUGUUCUCUAGGAUAUUUUUCUUGAAGUUUACUUUGUGAUAUAGAAUGCAAUUUGGCCAAUUUUAUUUCAUUA